AUGCCAAAGAUUAUCAGCAACAGUAUUAUCUCAUCCUCAGACCACAGAGAUGAGCAACAAGGACUGCAUUCAUACUACUGCCUCUGCAGUGAGUUCAUUCUCGUCAUUGAUAUGGAGCUGGGACAGUUGCCAAGGCGGGAGACGGACAAUUCGAUCAUUUUGACCAACGCCACCAGGAUGUACAAGCUCCACGCGAUCCAAACAGAAGCCAAGAUCGUGAAGAGGGGCGAGAACUUGUUUGAGAAGCAGUACCGGCUACAUUGUCCACGAUGCAGCCUGGCGAUUGCAUAUGAAACGACGAAACACUUGAAGGGCGGACCUUAUACGUACAUUGUCCAGGGAGCGUUGAACGAGAUCCAGGGAGUGCCACAUGAGGAUUGGGAGCAGGAGUUGCCUGGCAGUGGACCUGCGGCAGGAUCAGGAAAGACAGAAGGAGAGGCUGAGGUGGAGGAGAAUAACGGUAUGGAGGUGGAGUUGCAGAUUAGAACAGAUGAGAACCAGAGUGCGGCUGCUCAGGCAAGAGCCUUCCUUGCGGCCUCUAUGGCGUCGUCGUCUUCUUCGUCAUAG
This is a messenger RNA of Linnemannia hyalina, 567 nucleotides long. NCBI's taxonomy places the organism in Eukaryota, Fungi, Mortierellomycota, Mortierellomycetes, Mortierellales, Mortierellaceae. The record is from the annotation of a GenBank genome assembly.